Molecule: messenger RNA, 1802 nt
Organism: Mastomys coucha (southern multimammate mouse)
Lineage: Eukaryota; Metazoa; Chordata; Mammalia; Rodentia; Muridae
Gene: Trub1
Product: TruB pseudouridine synthase family member 1
Exons: 8
Coding region: 30-1046 (338 amino acids)
Biological process (GO): mRNA pseudouridine synthesis; tRNA modification
Cellular component (GO): mitochondrion
Molecular function (GO): RNA binding; pseudouridine synthase activity
Source: RefSeq, a predicted model, not a curated record
GUGCGCCUCUUGGUCCAGGCGGUGAAAGCAUGGCAGCUGCAGAGUCAGAGGUGGUUUCACCUCUGACUGUGGACACUGCUCCAGACACUUCAGGAACAGCCGCGGCCUCUGUAGCCGCAGAGGCGGCGGCGACCGCCAGGACUGGAUCGCAAGCCCAGGUCUCCAAGGCCUCCCUGGCUGCUAAGCUCAUGUCGCUGAGCGGCGUGUUCGCCGUGCACAAGCCCAAAGGGCCCACCUCAGCCGAGCUGCUGAACCGGCUGAAGGAGAAGCUGCUGGCAGAAGCUGGAAUGCCUUCUCCAGAGUGGAACAAGAGGCAAAAGCAGACAUUGAAAGUUGGACAUGGAGGGACGCUGGACAGUGCUGCACAAGGUGUCCUGGUGGUUGGGAUUGGAAAAGGAACAAAAAUGUUGACCAGUAUGUUGUCGGGGUCCAAGAGGUAUAUCGCCAUCGGAGAACUGGGGAAAGCUACAGACACGCUGGAUUCUACCGGGAAGGUAACAGACGAGAAGCCGUAUGAUGAAAUAAAGCAAGAAGAUAUUGAAGGCAUUCUGCAGAAGUUUACUGGGAAUAUAAUGCAAGUACCCCCCCUAUAUUCUGCACUGAAGAAGGAUGGACAGAGACUCUCAACAUUAAUGAAGAGAGGCAAGGCGGUUGAGGCCAGACCAGCCAGGCCAGUGACUGUCCAUAGCAUCUCCCUCCUGAAGUUCCAACCACCGUUCUUCACUCUAGAUGUUGAAUGCGGAGGAGGUUUUUAUAUCCGAAGCUUGGUCAGUGACAUUGGCAAAGAACUCGCAUCCUGUGCCAGCGUGCUGGAGCUGACCCGCACCAAACAGGGACCCUUUACACUUGCGCAGCAUGCCCUCCCUGAAGACAGGUGGACCAUCGAUGACAUCGCACGGUCCCUCGAGCGCUGCACAUCCCUUCUGCCAGAAGAGCUGACGUUUAAAAAAUUAAAAACCGAGAACUCCAGUGACCAGGUUUUAAGCUGUGGAUAUAUAACUCUCAGGGAGACAAAGAGAGAAGAUGACGCAGUUAAGACACUUUGAGCUGGGCUGGGAGGAUCAUUUCCUGGUUGGUGUAUAUCCUGACCCAGGAAUGCCCAUACACUUCUUGAGUUCUUUGCAAGAUGUCUUAAUGACUCUGAAUGAUGAAUCUGAUUGGAUUCAGAUAAAUAAGUUUUCUGAAUUUGAUCUUUCCUUAGUCUCUUUCCUGUGAAAAAGUUAAACAGUAUUCUAAUUACAGAAGACUAAAGUCUGAGCUGCAGGUUCCACUGGUCUCACAGAAGUGUCAAACUUGCUUUGCUUAGACUGGGGGAGGGGAGCAUUCAUUCUUUUGAAAUUCUCUGAAUAUAUUUAAAGUGCUCAGUGUUGAGCUGUCCUGUGUGUUUGCAGAGCCUAUCGCUGCUGGGAAGCGCUGGUGGGCUGUAGUCAGUUGUGACUGUGUUCCUUGGAUCUUGAAAAUGAAUUCGUUUUCCUAAUAAAUAUCUGUAAAUGCACAAACUUCUGCUUCAACCACUAACAGAAUGUAAAUAGUGUAAGACGUGAUUCAUUUCAGAUCCUAUCUUUAGCUGAGCUCAGCUCCUGUAGCUGUGUACUGUGGCAGCUAUUUCUGUGGUCAACCACAUGGUAUCAGAGUAUAAAAAUGUGAUUUUUAGAAUAUAAACUAGAGAAUGUAUCUUGGAUUAAAACACUGUCCUGCCUGUUCUGUAGUGCCUCUCUGUGACUGUGGAACCCUGCAGGAUCCAGUGACAUGGUUUCUGUAGAAAUGAUCACAAGAAUAUGAUCACAUUUUAAAACAGCAAA